AUGUCGAACGCAGCUCGCGACGCGGCUUACAGUGAAAACACUCGGAAAGCGCUGUCACUUGAUGCGCCGGCCCAGGGGAGCUCGACAUUGGAUGCACAAGAUGUCAGUGCUGGGCGGGCGGAAGGGAGCUCGAGUGUUGAAGGGGAAGUCGAUGCGCCAGAGUGGGAAGUGCCCCUGGCAAUGCUCAGAGAUCUGUACCUGCCCGCAUCAGCCUUGGCGGGCGGCACGUCAAUUGGAGCGACUUAUCCAUCCCCCAAAACGCGAUCGGAGCUCGAGAAUGGCAGCGCCUCAAGAGCUUCUUCCAGCCCGAGCAGUCAAAGGGUGUCGAGUGCUCAGGAUGGUUCGUUGCGCAUCUCCAGCUCCUCUUCAUCUCCGAUUCCUGCGAUGCGAGACACGAGACCUCGAACUUCCUCUUCGCUCAGCCAAACGUUCAACUACACCUCCGACGAAGAGAUGGGCUCAUGGCACACUCUUGCUGGAUCGCCGCGCUUCAAUCGAGUCGUGCUGGAGUCACAGAUGAACCGGCCUCCGUCUGCGGGAAAUGGUAGGCUUAGAAAUGACUCGCAACCUCAAAGCGUCGGGCUAGGCGUUUCGACCGGUGAGUGGGAAAGGACUCGGAGUGACGAGGGGCUCGCAACAGCGCAGGACCGUCACUGACAGCGAGCUCCUUGCAGCACCGUCAUCACUGCCUCCUUCACAGUCCCUACAGAGCCUCGAGAGUACUUCCUCUCUUAGAAGCCUCGCAUCCAGCGGUCUCAUGAGUAGCAAGUCCCGCAGAGACCUCAUGAUUCAGCACAGCCGCAGUGCCAGCUGGUUGCCAGCUACCAGGCGCUUGCCGGAGCCAGAGCGCAAGAGAAUUCUCGUUACUGGCGGGUGAGUCGCACGUCGAUGACGAUGUGACAUAUCUUUGCUCACCGUACGUUGUCCUCAGUGCCGGAUUUGUGGGUUCACACCUCGUAGAUCGGCUGCUCCUCAUGGGGCAUGACGUCAUCGUCAUGGACUCAUUCCUCACUGGAGCGAGAUCAAAUUUGGAGCAAUGGGAGGGUCAUCGUUCCUUUGAGCUCCUUAGACACGAUGUCAUCGAGCCAAUCUUGGUUGAAGUGGACCAGAUUUACCAUCUAGCUUGCCCUGCCUCUCCUCGGCACUACCAAGCCAACCCCAUCAAGACGCUCAAGACGAACUUUCUGGGGACUUCUAACAUGCUCGGGCUGGCCAAGCGCACCAAGUCCACACUGCUGUUAGCGAGUACGUCGGAAGUGUAUGGCGAUCCUCAGAUCAACCCCCAACGUGAGGACUACUGCGGCAAUACGAGCUGCGUUGGGCCACGAGCUGCAUACGACGAAGGAAAACGCGUAGCGGAAACGCUCACCAACGAGUAUAUGAAAAAGGACGGCGUGGAUACGAGAAUCGCGCGCAUUUUCAACACUUAUGGACCGCGCAUGCAUGCUGCGGAUGGGCGUGUGGUUAGCAACUUUGUCAUUCAAGCGCUCAAGGGUUUGCCGCUUACAAUGUAUGGGGAUGGAAUCCAAACGCGAAGCUUCUGCUUCAUUCAUGUGCGUCGCAGCGUCACAAGCAUAAAGAUUCGUGCUGAUCCCUCAACCCUGCGCGCAGGACCUGAUCGACGGCCUGAUAGCGCUGAUGAGUGUCCAUCCUGGUGAAGAGGGCAAGGACAUACAUUUUCCAGUCAAUUUGGGAUCCUCUUUCGAAUUCACGAUCGCGGAGCUAGCAACCAUUGUGGCAGAGGUGGUGGAUGAGCUGCUGGCAGAGGAGCGACCAAAAACGGAGAUAAGGUAUCUUCCUCUUCCUAUUGACGAUCCCAAGCAGCGACGACCCGACACAACUAGAGCAGAAGGUCUCAUCGGCUGGAAUCCGAGGUGGAAGCUCAAAGACGGACUUCGGGAAAUGGCUGCCUACUAUCACGCCCGCAUCCUGGACGGCUCUCUGUAA
Molecule: messenger RNA, 1947 nt
Organism: Ceraceosorus bombacis
Lineage: Eukaryota; Fungi; Basidiomycota; Exobasidiomycetes; Ceraceosorales; Ceraceosoraceae
Source: the annotation of a GenBank genome assembly